CAGCAAUGUGCUUUGGAGUAACAAAAACUUUUGCCAGCCUCAUUUCAACUUUUUUUUCUGACGAAAAGGUAUGUAAACAAUUGUACAGCUUUAUGUCGGACCCGUUGGGACCCACAAUUAUCGAGCACCACUCUUAAUUACAUCAUUGCUGUUCAAAUCAACGCCUUUCGUCCCCUAUAGCUAGAACCAUCAUGUCACCCUCAACUUCCCAAUCAAUAAUUGAAAACGCUCGAUAUCACGCCGAUCUUCUCAAAUUACAAGAUGAGCUCUCGUACGCUCCUUCUGCCCUAUCACAACAAUCAACGUAUCUGGCCGACCUUCAAGAACGCGUCAAGAAGAUCAAGCAGAAUGUAGAAGAAUUUUCGAAGGUCACAAAGAAGGAGAGAAAGGAGCAUGAAAGGUUGAGAGACAGUACGGCGAGGCGAUUGACCGCGAAGCUGACAGGGAAGAAGGAGAAGUUUGAGGCGAAAAGGGAAAAGGAAGAGAGAGAAUAUAUCGAAGCACUCGAGGACGAAAUGAAGGAAAGAGGGAAUUUGAAGACAAUCGAGACUAUGCUAGUUGAAGGAAAUCGUGUCAAAGAUGACCUUUCCCAGAAAUCGCUGAGGCUGACGCAAGUUGAAAAUGAAAUUCAAGUUCUCUACGAUCGGAUCUUCGGUGGUCCAACGCAAGAAUUUCCUCGGGAUGACCAACUUGAAAGUCAACUAGAAUCCGCACAACAGGCCUACAAUGGUAUACAAGGACAUCUGAAUAGCCAAGCUCGGUCUGUGCAACUCCUUAGCCAAGCAGAUGCCGCCAUGCGCCGCUGUUUGGCUUCCAUGCAGGAAGCACUAGGUUACUCGACCUGGGACGUGUAUGGUGGCGGAACAAUGGCUGACAUGAUGGAAAGGAGUGCGCUCGGUGAGGCGUCCCUUGCAGCGGCUCGAGCGCGGAUGUUGGUACAACAGGCCCGGCAGACGUGCUCAGAUGUGAGGGACGUUGGGCCCAUACGUGUCUAUGAGAUUUCGAUGUUCGGAGACGUCUUCUUUGACAACAUAUUCUCUGAUAUCGCUGUGCAUCGCAAGAUGGAAGCCAAUCUUAGGGAACUCGCGCAAGGACAGGAACGAAUCAAACGAGAACUCAAGGCCGCGGCUGCUCGUUGUGAACGAAUAGGGCCAGACCUCAUUGAAGCGUCUGAAGUUCUCUCACAAUGCCGGAGAGAUCUCGUUCAGUAUAGAAGACAAACGUUUGAGAGGAUAUCUCGGGGUGAGGACAGUCAAAGCCCGCCUGCGUAUCAAGAUCAGGGUGCGCCUCCGCCUCCGUUCCCUCAGUCCACUGUAGAGCCAGCUCGUUCGUCAUCUCCACUUUCUGGGUUUUCUCAACCUACUACACCCUCGUACCCACCACCUCCUGGUCCUCCACCUACUUCGAAUCCGGCACCGCAAGCGCCACCUCCUCAACAUGCCUCUACGCAGUACCAGUCACCAGCUGGUCCGCCUCCGACCGAGCCAUCCCAAGCAGUACUGACUGAAGACAACCAAACAACUCCAUCUUCAGUGCCAAUGCGAUGGGGUAGUAAAAACCCGUUCGCGUCUGUGGUGAUGGGUGGUGAUGGCCAUGGUUCAUCGCAAUCCCAGUAUUCAAUGCCUGCGGUUUCAGGAUCUUCUGGUGACGCGCGGGAUCAACCGCAGGGCUCAUCGAGUGUGUUUGCAGAAACUGGGAGUUCGUCUUCCGCACCGAACCAUUGGGUUAGCAAAAAUCCAUUCGCGUUCUCAUUGAUGGGUGAACAUGCUCGUGGAGGUCAGGAACAGGAGCGUAAGAAGGUUGCAGAGUAGAAGGAGAAUCCUUGGGGUCCGCAGGGGUCAUGUUGUGCUGAUCAUCUAUCGUUAUUUUUGUUUUCCCCAAAGCGUUCUAUUUAUUUUUUAACUCAUAAGUGACCCGUGUCUUUUGUCCGUUUCAGAUAGCGACUCCUGGAUUGGUUUGAACAUAUUGAAUUCGAUUGACUGGUCU
This is a messenger RNA of Marasmius oreades (fairy-ring Marasmius), 1986 nucleotides long. RefSeq lists its product as uncharacterized. NCBI's taxonomy places the organism in Eukaryota, Fungi, Basidiomycota, Agaricomycetes, Agaricales, Marasmiaceae. The transcript is spliced from 11 exons. The coding region runs from base 192 to 1811 and encodes 539 amino acids. The record is from RefSeq and is a predicted model, not a curated record.